Molecule: messenger RNA, 1445 nt
Organism: Sycon ciliatum
Lineage: Eukaryota; Metazoa; Porifera; Calcarea; Leucosolenida; Sycettidae
Exons: 11
Coding region: 192-1340 (382 amino acids)
Biological process (GO): maturation of SSU-rRNA
Cellular component (GO): 90S preribosome; nucleus
Source: RefSeq, a predicted model, not a curated record
CUGCACGCGCUGGAUGCAUUGUCGCUCAUCAAUCAGGUAUAGACUGAGUUUUGUCGAUUUGACUUGAUAUCCUAGUAGCCUGUAGUCGUUUGGUUGUCCGUUCGGUUGUCUGGGUGGAGCUGUGAGGACGAGAAUCAGCCGUUCAGUAGUGUGGUUGACUUCAUGGCGUGAAUACUAUUCUGAACGUUGGGAUGAGAGAGUCUGAGAGCAUAGUGAAGCACCAGUUGAAGAAAGCCAGGGUCAAUACUCUACACAAGCUUGUCAGGCAGGCCAACAAGCUAGAGAAGAAGCGGGGGAAUGUUGAGCAGCUGAAGAAGAAGGACCGGAAGCUGCAACGGCUUCGGGAGCAGAUCCUUCAGGCUAAGGAUGUCAACCUCGAUGAACUGGCGAAAACAGCGGUAGCCAAUGGGCCGUUGGCGAAUCGAAUCGAAGAAAUAAAGACUGUCCUGUGCCUGCCCCUUGGCACCGAGCGGCUUCGUCGGGAGUUGCUGCUCUCUGCCGCUGUUCAGGAUGUGCUGGAGCGGCUGAAAAGGCGUGCAGAUGGUACGGACAAUCCUGCGGAGAAGGCAGAGCGGGGAAAGGCCGGGGCCAAGGACAAGAAAGAGAAGAAGCAGACGGCUAAGAAAAAGGACGACAGCAGCACGCAGCCAGAGAAAGAUUCCGAGCAAGCUGUGGAGCCGACCGGCACCGACUUGCCAAAAGAAUCCGACAGUGAUGAGCCGAAUGGUAACGACAAUGAUGAUGACGGCGAAUAUUCAUCCGAUGAUGGAGGCAUCGGCUUGGGAAAGGAGAUCGGAACGGAUGACGACUUCUCAAUGGGAGCAUCCUCGGACAGCGAUGGAGAUGAUGACAUUGAUUGUGCUGUUCCGUUCGGGUCAGGAUUUGCAUCAUUCGGUAGCGACCCGAGCACGGAUAAGAGUAAAGUGAACCGGCGAAAGUUGAAGAAGCUGCUGAGCAAGGAUGGCGAGAGUGCUGACAGCGCCAGCAAGGCAGCUCAGAAAAAGAAGAGAAAUCGGCUUGGCCAACGUGCUCGUCAAAAGAAAUGGGAAGAGCAAUUUGGCACGCAAGCGCGCCAUGUCGUUGAAAACCGCCCGGCCAACAAGCCGCGCGUCUUCAAGAAGAAGACCAAGGAGGGUGAUGGAACCAAUGCCGCCAGCUCAAAGGCGAAAGGAAGUGGUAGCCGCAGCAGGCCAGCUGGCGUAAAACGAAAAGCGGCACCAGUGGAGGACCUGUCAGAACUGCAUCCGUCAUGGGCAGCCAAGCGCAUGAACAAGGAGAAGAGCUCGGCGACAAUUCAAUCGUUCGAGGGCAAGCGCAUGACCUUCUCUGAUUCGGACUAGCUACCUGCUGGCCACGUGGGUGUGGGUGUGAUGUUCAUCUAGUUUUUCUACUAAAUUUUAUUCUCUUGUUCGGCAAGAAUAACGUUAGAUAUGGAACACGGAAAA